This is a messenger RNA of Pichia kudriavzevii, 1584 nucleotides long. RefSeq lists its product as uncharacterized. Gene Ontology annotation, cellular component: chaperonin-containing T-complex; cytosol. The transcript has a single exon. Gene Ontology annotation, molecular function: ATP binding; ATP hydrolysis activity; ATP-dependent protein folding chaperone. The record is from RefSeq and is a predicted model, not a curated record. Gene Ontology annotation, biological process: protein folding. The coding region runs from base 1 to 1584 and encodes 527 amino acids. NCBI's taxonomy places the organism in Eukaryota, Fungi, Ascomycota, Pichiomycetes, Pichiales, Pichiaceae.
AUGUCAGUCAAUAUUUUUGGAGACCAAGUUACUGAAGAAAGAGCUGAGAAUGCCAGAUUGUCAUCCUUCGUUGGUGCCAUCGCAGUAGGUGAUUUAGUUAAAUCCACUCUUGGUCCUAAGGGUAUGGAUAAAUUGCUUACAUCCGCUUCAACGGGUGAAUCUCUUGUCACUAAUGACGGUGCUACCAUUCUAAAAUCUAUACCAUUUGAUAAUCCAGCAGCUAAAGUGUUAGUUAAUAUUGCUAAAGUUCAAGAUGACGAAGUUGGUGACGGUACCACCUCUGUUACUGUCUUGACCGCAGAAUUGUUGAGGGAGGCGGAAAAGCUGAUUGAUCAAAAGAUUCAUCCACAAACUAUCAUAGAAGGUUACAGAAUUGCUUCUAAAGUUGCGUUGGAACAACUUGAAUCAUUGGCUGUUGACAAUUCAGGGAACAACGAAAAAUUUAGAAAAGAUUUAAUAAACAUUGCAAAGACUACCCUUUCGUCCAAAGUGUUGGCUCAGGAUAAAGAUUAUUUUGCAGAACUAGCAGUUGACGCUAUACUAAAAUUAAAAGGAUCAACCAAUCUCGAUCAUAUUCAAAUUAUCAAGAAAUCUGGUGGUAAGCUAUCAGAUUCGUUUCUCGAUGAAGGUUUUAUUCUUGAUAAGAGAUUUGGCGUUGGUCAACCUAAGAAGGUUGUAAACGCAAAGAUCUUAAUUGCAAAUACAUCAAUGGACACAGAUAAGGUUAAGAUUUUUGGUGCUAAGUUCAAAGUCGAUUCAACUAGUAAGCUGGCAGAUUUAGAAAAGGCAGAAAGAGAAAAGAUGAAGGCCAAAGUUGAAAAGAUUAAAAAAUUUGAUAUAAAUUGUUUUGUCAAUAGACAACUCAUUUAUGAUUGGCCUGAACAGUUGUUUACAGAUGCGGGAAUAAAUUCUAUUGAACAUGCCGAUUUUGACGGUGUCGAAAGACUAGCUUUAGUCACUGGUGGUGAGGUGAUUUCCACUUUUGAUGAUCCAUCUAACGUAAAGCUUGGAUACUGUGACUGUAUUGAAGAAAUCAUCAUAGGUGAAGAUGUAAUGACCAAGUUCUCGGGUGUGGCAAAAGGUGAAGCUUGUACCAUAGUGCUAAGAGGAGCAACGGAGCAAUUGUUAGAUGAAUCAGAGAGGUCUUUACAUGACGCAUUGUCUGUUCUUUCACAGACUACUGUAGAAACUAGAACUGUGUUAGGUGGUGGCUGCUCUGAAACUAAUAUGUCGAAAGCUGUGGAUCAAGCUGCUCAGAAUGUAUCGGGUAAAAAAUCUUUAGCAAUUGAAGCUUUUGCUAGAGCUUUAAGGCAAUUACCUACCAUCUUAGCAGAUAAUGCGGGUUUUGAUUCAAGUGAGUUAGUCACCAGAUUAAGAUCCUCAGUAUACAAUGGUUUGAUAACAUCUGGUUUGGACCUUAAUAAGGGUGAUAUAGCAGACAUGAGAGAACUUGGUAUUGUUGAAAGCUAUAAGCUUAAAUAUGCUGUUGUUUCGUCUGCCUCCGAAGCAGCUGAGGUUCUUUUAAGAGUUGAUAACAUUAUAAGGGCUAAGCCAAGAACGGCAGAUAGAAACAUGCAUCAUUGA